Molecule: messenger RNA, 5484 nt
Organism: Volvox carteri f. nagariensis
Lineage: Eukaryota; Viridiplantae; Chlorophyta; Chlorophyceae; Chlamydomonadales; Volvocaceae
Exons: 18
Coding region: 1-5484 (1827 amino acids)
Biological process (GO): receptor guanylyl cyclase signaling pathway; intracellular signal transduction; cGMP biosynthetic process
Molecular function (GO): peptide receptor activity; guanylate cyclase activity
Source: RefSeq, a predicted model, not a curated record
AUGUUUCUCAAGCUGCCCACUGCUGCUUCGCUCUGGGGACUUUCCAGAGAUCGCCAUGCAGAUGUCCGCGAGGAUGCUACCCAGCGUGAAAAACGUGGGUUCUUCAGGGCAAAUUUUAUCCAACAGGAAAACCCAGCGAUUCAGUCCAAGAAGGAUGGCGCGCACAGCCUGUCAUCGUCCAUAAAGAAAAAAAUUCUUUCGGGCUUUGGCAAAUUGAAGAGUCUGAAGGGCGCGUACAAGGACUCCAGCAAGCAAGGUUCUACGACAAAAGCCACCCAUGGCCUUUUAGGCCUGGACGAGGAUCAAGAGUUGCGCUGCGCGCCAUAUCCCUCGCUUCAGUCUUUGGUCACUUGCCCUGGUGCUGGCGCCAGCGUUGGCGCGCUCCUAAGACACUGCCAGCUGCGAUCCAAUUCCCCGAAGAACUAUAUCGGUGCUGUUCCCAUCGUCUCCUUGGAGGAUGUCCACCUUGCGCUGUACGGCACAGAGCACGGCGUCCUUGUACUGCAAGUGGGAGAAGAAUCUCCAGAGGAGGGCGGCGAUGCGGCUCUAAACAACAACAGCAUCAAGCACUGCAGCAGCGAACUGCCCAAGGCGGUACGGCAGCGCAUUACCUCACAGAGCGCCAUCACUCUGCUACGCGCUACCAGCAGCGGCAGCGGCGGCGCACGUCAGCCCAGCUUUACCAGGGCCCUAUGUAAAGCCCGGCGGCAGUCCACGGAAGGCCUUUCGGCUCGCAACGGCGGCGCUGGCGGUGGCGGCGCCGCCGCCGCCAACGGCUACAUUGCCUCGUCACUCCGCGGCGCCGAUGCAGCAUGGACGUGGACGGGGCUCGCGGCUCCCGAGGCAGUGGUCAACGGUGGCGACGACCCGGAGCCGCCGCAGUCUGCUGCGGUGGCGGCGCCGCAGCUCCCAGCGAUGUGGUACACAGCCGAGGUGACGUCAGCGACGUUGAGUCCUCCACAGCUUGCUUCCGUACGAUGUGGUACGAAACUGAAAUCGGUAUCGGCGGCAGCGGCGACGUCUGCUUGCGGAGGCGCGGCGACGUCCCCGGCUGCCGCCACCGGCGCUGCCGCCGCCGUAGCGCACAACCCAGCCCGUUGGAGCGUUAGCGCAUUGCCAGCAGUCCUACUACCGACCCAUGGGUCCUCCGCGCCAGCGUCAGCGUUGGCGGCCGCAAAUGCAUUUGCAGACAGAGAAGACGACGGUGUCGUAGUCGGUGGCGACGCCGAUGACGCCAUCGUCGGGGAACUGGACGAGGUGGACGUCAGUACGGAGCCAGCUGCCGCCGCCGCCGCCGCAGCUGCGGCGGUGACGGGGUCGCGGAGUACGUUGUUGCUUCCGUUUCAAUCAAGGCCACAACCCCAUCCCCACCCUUCGCAUCAUGCACACCUGCACCGUCACUACUUGUCUUCAAGCCACAGACCUCCCGCCGCUGGCGGUGUUAUAAGGAACCUAACGACUCUGUACGACGGCGGCGGCGGCAGCGCUUUGUCCAUUGACGGCACUGCCGCUUCCUGGCCGUACGACACAAGAGCACAAGGGCACCCGAUGAUGGAUGGGGUGCAGGUUUCGGAGGCUGCGGCCGCGGGCUGCGAUGGAGCCUGCGGCGGCUUGCCGCCGUCACGGCUUGGUUCCAACGGCCGGCAGCUGUCGGACCGGUCCGCUGUUGCCGCUGCUAUUAAUCCCCAGGCGGCUUGUGGCGGCGGCGGCAGCAGCCACAGCGGCAGCGUUACCGGCUACCAGGCAAUGGAUCCGUGUGUUUUGCCGAUAUCCCAGUUCAGUUCAGGGCUCCAAAUCGGUUCGAUUGCGGAGGCCGCUCGCGGCGGCGGUGGUGCCGCCGCCGGUGUCUGUACACCCGUACGCGGUGCAUCAGCAGCGGCAAGCUUUGCCGGGCCCUGGUACGGCUCUGCCGUACAGCCGCCAGGUCCGCGGACGGAUCUCGCCGCUGGCGGUGGUGUGAAUCCCGAUGCCGGCGGCAGCGGCCGAGUCGUGCUAGGGUUGGCGGUUAGUCCACAGGCGACGGCGGGAGCGGCAGAUGCUAGGGGUGGCUCGGAUUCCGUACCUUGCGUGCCGUAUGGCAUGACGUUGACUGCGCCGUCAGCGUCAUCGGCGUCGACUAGCCCGAAGGCCGCCGCUGCCGAGACAGCUGCGGCCGCUGCCGCCAUCGACGCCUCGGCUGGCAACAGCGGCGGCGCCAGUGGCGGCGAGACGGGCCUGGAGCCCAUGUACGGAAGCAGUUGCGGCGGCGGCGGCGGCGGCGGCGACGACACCGACCGCCAGUUCCACGGCACCCGCCGCCGCGGCGCGCAUCAUCGAGGAUCGCCAUUCAGUUGUUAUAGCAGUAUGUCUGUUCUUCGUACAACGCCAAUGCACUCCGCCGGCGGCGGCGGCAGCGGCGGCGGCGGCGGCGGUGGCAGUAGCCAAAAGAUGCCCAAGUCGUCCAGUCUGGGCUCGCGCCUCGGAUCCCUGGGAAAACCCAGCUGGAUGCGCGAUGGCCUGACGACCUCACAGCUGCAGACGUCUGCCGUACCACCCCGGGCGCCAGCACAGCCGUCGCCGUCAGCGGCGGCGCUGGACGGGCUGUUUGUUCACAUUCGGCGGGAGCAGAUGCUCCUUGCCCAUGCGCCGUUAGCUCUGACGGUUCUGUCGUUGGAUGGGCGGGUUCUCUACCAGAACGGGAGGUCUGUUGCCUAUUUGGGCAAUGCCGUCGGGCUGCCAGCGGCGCCUGGUUUGGGUCUGAUGGAUCCAGAUCACGUGCUACAUCGGAUCUUUGCGUACGACCCGCCAGCGCUGGACAGUUUGUGGGAUGCCGUACGAGCCGGCAAGACGUGGAGCGGUCUCGUCUGCAUGCCGUCACACCUAGAUCUCCGGGGCCUGCGGGACGCCGCCAGCGCCGCCGCCAAGUCCACGUCACCAUGCGCCGGCCAACGCGCCCUCAGUGCGGCCGCCGACGCCACAGCUGCCGUCGUCCCCGAAAGCAUGCCAUGGAGCCAGGGGCUGUUGUACGGCGGCGGUGGCAGCGGUGGAGUCGGUGGCGGCGGCGCUGCCGAUACGGACGUCGUGGGCUUGCUGCUACAGCAGCUGCAGCGGCACGGGAGCGGAACGGGCUUGCGGGUCGGUGGCGGCGCGACGGCGGCUACAGCUACGUGCGCCUCGGCGGCGGCGGUUGCUGUACCUGUCGGCUCUGGACGAGGGGUGGGGGAGAGGAGCACAGCUGUCGUUACCGCGGCCGCCGCUGGCUGUGGCAGCGGCGACAGCGGUGGCGGCGGCGGCGGGGGCUCCUGGGGAGUCGGCUGGGUAUCGCAUCUGCCGUCCGCCAGCUUGCCAUCGCCACAGGCGCCGCCGGCCGAAUGCAACGCCAGCGCCGCCGGUUCACUCUCUCCUGACGUGGUGGCCACUAUUACAGGGCCGCCGCCGCCGCGAGCUACUGCAGCCACAGCCGGCGGCAGUAGCGGUGGCGGCUGCAACAACAGCGGCAGCCGCGGCAAACCCGUUAUGAAGCUGCCGCGCAACGUCUCGGCACCCACCUUUCGCAGCGUUGCGAGCUCAAGUCGUCCUCUGCCGUCGGUACUGGAGGCGGAGGCAAGCUGCGGUGGCAGCGUUUGCGGCAGCGGAAGUGCCGCCGCCGUCAGCGUGGCGACCCUUCUGGCGCACCGUGCCAGCUGGAACGCCGACCAGACAUUCCCAGCCCAAGCUGGAACGUCGCUGUACGGCAGCUCUCCGUUGACGAUGCCGUCAAGGCAGCUAUCCACUUCGGCGUCCGUCGGUAGCGGCGCAGCUGGCGGCGGCGGCGGCGGCAGUGCAGGACUGUUUGGUCCUUUGGGCCUGAUCCACAGCCCUUCUUCAGCUCAGCUGUCGUACUGGGCCAACUCCCGCCGUACACUCAUUCACAGGUCAAACAGCCUGGCGCAGACGGAGUACGCCCUGGACGGUAGCUACCGCGCCAUGCGGAUUGCGGCGUCGGCGGCGUCUCAGGGCCUUCUAGGCCAGGGGCCUACUACUGCUUUCGCUGGCGGCGGCGGCGGGUGGUCGUACGGCAGCGCUGACGGCCUUCAGUGCUGCAGCCCCCGCGGCUUGGAUGCGUCCCUCGCGGAUCAGUUGUCGGGUCCCAAGUUUGUGCCGCCCCUGGUAGCUAGUACGGCAGCGGCAGCGGCGCCAGCAGCGACGGCCGCGCGGAGAGUCCUAAGCGCCAGCGUGACGAGCGUGCGAGCUUCAUGCGGCGGCGGCGGCGGCGGCGGUGGCGGCGGCCUCCGAGGAUUCUCUGUGUCGAGCGGUGCUACGACCAGUUUAGCGACGGCGGGAGAGGAGCUCGCGCAUACCGAGGCGGCGGCGGCGGCGCCGUCACCGCUUCUGCCCAGUGCAUCGCCGCCGUACGUUAGCAACUGCUGCUGGCAUGAGGUUCAAGCAAACCUGGUUCUGGAUCCGGUUUCAACGGAAUGGAAUCUGGUGCUCGCAUUCCAUGACGUCACGUCGUACGUGCAGGCUGAGCUGGAGGUUAGACAGGUCUUAGAUGCUGAGCACCGCAUCCUUGAAGAAGUCUUUCCGAGACACGUGCUGGAGGUGAUGACGUCAGACAAGCGCCGUACAUCGGCUUUUGGCGGCGGCGGCGGCGGAUGUCCCUCCCUGCUCCCCAACGCGCAAUCAGCAUUGGGCUCCAGCUACAGCCACAGUCACAGCGUCACCUCACCCUCCACGCCUUCGUGUGGUGGUUUCGGAGCCUUGAGCGGUGCACAGCAGUACAUGGCGAGAUCGCAUGAGGAGGUGACGGUGCUGUUCGCAGACAUCGCCUCCUUCACCAGCAUGUGUGGUCAGGUUCCGCCCCACCGAGUCAUGGCGUUCCUCAACGACCUCUUCACCACUUUUGACCAGCUGGUGGAGAAGCAUCAAGUUUACAAGGUCGAGACCAUCGGAGAUUGCUACAUGGUGUGCGGCGGACUUGUAGAAGAGGACGCCGAGGGAUUCAGGUCCGUUACAGAGGCCGUGGAUCCCCUGCACGCGCACAAGGUCUUUGCAUUCGCCGCCGACAUGUUGGAAGCGGCUCGCUGCGUGAUGAUGCCCGGUACCGGCCAGCCUGUACGACUGCGAGUAGGCAUCCACAGCGGCCCCGUCAUGAGCGGCAUCGUGGGGCGGAAGAUGCCCCGUUUUUGUCUGUUUGGCGACACAGUCAACGUUGCCAGUCGAAUGGAGUCCACGGGUGUACCUGGUGCCGUACACAUUUCUGCGGCCACGCGGGCCUUAUUAGGCGCCGCGGCCGACGGGUUUCUUUCCACGGGGGGAAUUCCCGUCAAGGGCAAGUUCUUUGUCGGAGAAGGGUUCAUGCUCACGUACGUGUACGACCCGUGCGGCGUCGCUCCGCAGCGCUCUCAAACCGUCUCCCGAACUGGAUCAGCCGUGCCGGGUAUUGGUAGGGAAGGUCCCCAGGUCCCGGGGGGAGAAGCAUCUAGCGGUACACCGACAGAGGCGCCGCCUCCGUUGCCGCAAUAG